Oryctolagus cuniculus (rabbit) is the source of this 4830-nucleotide messenger RNA. NCBI's taxonomy places the organism in Eukaryota, Metazoa, Chordata, Mammalia, Lagomorpha, Leporidae. The record is from RefSeq and is a predicted model, not a curated record.
GGUAUGAUUCUGUGUCCUCCACAUGUUUCUAAGAGGAAAGAAAAUUAAUAUAUCACCUCUCUAUACUAUGGCCUGGGAAAGCAGUGGAAGAUGGCCCAGGCCCUUGGUCCCCUGCAUCCAUGUGGGAGACCUGGAAGAAGCUCCUGGUUCCUGGCUUCAGAUUGGUGCAGCUCCAGCCAUGGCGGCCAAUUGGGGACUGAACCAGUGGAUGGAAGACCUCUUUCUUUCUGCCUCUCCUCUCUCUGUGUAACUCUUGACUUUCAAAUAAAUAAGUAAAUCUUUAAAAAAAUUUAAAAUGGAAAAAUAAACAUAAAAUUUGUUCUCAUGGAAUAUACAGAAAUGAAUUAUGAAUUUGGCAUGAUUAUGAAACAUUACUGUCAUCUAUAAUAUUGCAGUUUGGUCUCUUUCUGUUGCUAUAGCAAAAUCUAUAUUUGUUACAUGAAUUGAGUUGAAACUAAGCACAAUAUGCUACAUUUUUGGGGUCAUGAUGUCUGAAACAGUCUUUAUUAUCACAUAGAAGAUGUACUGAGCAGCGUUUUAGUGCUACCUAUGAAGUAAACACUUAGCAUUCUGCAAGAGGAAGAGUUACCGAGUGCUAAAACACAAAUCAGUUAAGUUUGUUUUUGAAUUGUUAGAGUAAUGGAGUCCUUAAUACCUUUGAGAAGCUGAAUUGCAUUCAGGAAUAGGAUAAGGAAUAUGUGGGAGAAGGAAUCUGCUGGAGAAUCUCUUAUUUUUUAAGAUUUAUUUAUUUAUUUGAGAGGCAGAGUUACAGAGAUUGGGAGAGACAGAGAGACAGAAAGAGAUAUCUUCCAUCUACUGUUUCAUUCCCCAAAUGCCCACAAUGUUUGAGACUGGGCCAGACCAAAGCCAGGAGCCUAGACUCCAUCUAGGUCUUCCACAUUGGAGGAAGGGUCCAAAUACUCAGGCCAUCUCCAACUGGUCUUUCAGUCAGAUUAGCAGGGAGCUGGAUUGGAAGUGGAGCAGCGAGGACUUAAAUCCUCUGUUUACAUGGGAUGCCAGCAGUGAUGGUGGAGGCUGAGCCUGCUGCAUCACAAUUCUGGUGACUAUUACAGGUUCUUAAACAAAUCUCUAAGCAUUUUUCUCAGUGAGUCACAAGUGCAGAUUGUACUGCAGACAUUCCCAGGUUUUCUUUUUGGGAAAUAAUUCCAUUGCUUUUCCUUUAAUUAUGUAUAAUAUUAUUUCAAGUGUUUAUCAUUUGAAUGUUUUGGGCAAGUAAUUCCAUUGUUUUCACUUUAAUUAUGUAUAAUGUUAUUUCAAAUGUUUAUCAGUAGAAUAAUCACAGACAAGAGCAAAAGCUAAUUUGUGUUCUUUCUUACCCAUAUUUUCUCUCUUACUUAAAAAUAUUUAUUAGCUUGAUAGAGAAAGAAGUUGAUGGACUGAGACAGAGAGAGCUUUGACACAUUCAUUCACUCCCUAAAUAACAAUACCAAACAGAGUUGGGGCAGGACUGAAGCCCGGAUUGAGAAAUGGAAUCUAGGCCUCCUUCAUAGGUGACAUCACCACUGCUUCCCCAGGUCUGCAUUAUCUGGGAGCUAAAAACUGAAGCUGGCAUUGGAAAUCCAACAUAGGCACUCCAAGGUGGCAUCAUAAACACUAAGCUAAAUGUCUGCCCUGUCUUUUAGUAUAUUUUUUUUCUCUGACAUAUUGGAAGUGAUAUGCAUGGUGUUUUCCUGGAAAUUAUUUUCUGUUUAUUCCCAUAAUAGUUUCACUGAUGGUUUCUUGCCUUUUUUCCUCAAUGAUUCUACAUACUUCCCUUAACAUUGCCCAUUCAAGAGUCUGUAUUGCCCCUCUUCUAGCCUGCUGUGCAAUUCCCCUUGACAGAUGUGGCCUUUGUGAUUUGAAACUCCUGUUUUCCUCCAGCUUGGGCAUUUUUCACAGCCUGUAGAUCAUGGGUUUGACUCUGUUGAAUGCUUCUGUGCGGCUUUCUAAACUCUCAACAAGUCUAAUGUGAAACCAUAUCCUUCCUUUUUUCCUUCAUAUCCACACGCAAUUGUCAGUGUUUGUUUUGUGACAGAGUUAACAUGUUGACUGGAAGUGUAAUGUAACAGGUAAUGAUAGCAUUUGAAGACCUAGCUGUGUACUUUACCUGGGAGGAAUGGCAGAAAAUGAACAAUGCUCAGAAAAUCCUGUACAGAGAUGUGAUGCUGGAGACCUACAGCAACCUGUUCUCCUUGGGGCACUGCAGUACCAAACCUGACUUGAUCUUCAAGUUGAAGCAAGGAGCAGAGCCAUGGGUGGUGGAAGAAUGCCUGAAUCCAAGCCUUCCAGUGGGCAUGAAAAGAGAUGACCUGAUUAGGAUCAACCAGCAAAGUCAGGACAAAAAUCUGAAUCAGGAUUUUAUGAAAAAUAACAAGGCAUCAGCUCUCAAGAGAUUUGAAUUAAGAAAAACACUUAGUUUAAAUUCAAGCCAUAUUCCAACACUGAUCAUUAAAAAGAGAACCUAUUCAGGAUUGAAGCCUGAGGAAUGCAAUAAAUGUCACAAUGUGUAUAGCCUCAGUGGGCCUGAUCAACUACAGGCUGGAGAAAAAUUUGAUAACACUAAGAUACCUGGAAAUUCUCUCCAGUUCUGUGAGUCUCUUGGUCAGCAUGACAAGAUUCACAUCAUGAAGCAGCCAAUUGGACCCACUGGAGAAGCAAAAGUCUUCACAAGAAAGAUGUUCUGUAAAUCUGAGAGGGUUCAUAUGGCAGAAUACUCUAAUAAGUCAACUGUAAUACAAGCUUUUUCAACUUUUAGAAAAGCAACUCAAAUAGAAAAAGCUAUCCAUGAAAAUUCUAGCCUCAAUAUACAUCAACAAACUCACACAAGAAAGAAAUUUUAUAAGUACAUUAGGUAUGUUGAACCUGUCAUUCACCAGUCACAUCUUGCAAUAAAUCAGAGACUAAAUACAAGGGAAAAACUCUACACAUGUAAACCUUGUGGAAAAUCACUCAAUUUUAAUUCACCUUAUGAAUGUAAUGACUAUGGAAAAGCUUUUGGACAAAAGUCAAACCUCAUAAUGCAUGAGAGAAUUCACACAAGGGAGAAACCACAUGAAUGUAAUGACUGGAAAAGUCUUUACACAAAAGUCACACCUCAUAAAUAAUCAGCAAAUUCACACAGGAGAGAAACCUCUUGAAUGUAAUGACUGUGGAGAAACCUCUACACAAAAGUCACUUGUCAUAAACCAUCAGAGAAUUCACACAGGGGAGAAACUUUAUAAAUGCCAUCAUUGUGGAAAAGGCUUUCUGUGGAAGUCAGUCAUCAUUGUCCACCAGAGAUUUCACACUGGGGAGAAACCUCAUAAAUGUAAUGACUGUAGAAAAGCCUUUGCACAAAAGUCAGACCUCAUGAAACAUCAGCGAAUUCACACGGGGAGAAACCUCAUGAAUGUAAUGACUGUGGAAAGCCUUUGGGCAAAAGUCACACCUCAUCAUACACCAGCAAAUUCACACAGGGGAGAAACAUCAUGAAUGUAAUGACUGUGGAAAAGCCUUUGGACGAAAGUCAUACCUCAUGAAACAUCAGUGAAUUCACACAGGGGACAAACCUCAUGAAUGUAAUGACUGUGGAAAAGCCUUUACACAAAAGUCACACCUUAUCGUACACCAGAGAAUUCACACUGGGAAGAAACCUCAUGAAUGUAAUGACUGUAGAAAAGCCUUUGCACAAAAGUCAGACCUCAUGAAACAUCAGCGAAUUCACACAGGGGAGAAACCUCAUGAAUGCAAUGACUGUGGAAAAGCCUUUGGACGAAAGUCAGACCUCAUCAUACACUAGUGAAUUCACACAGGGGAGAAACAUCAUGAAUGUAAUGACUGUGGAAAAGCCUUUGGACGAAAGUCAUACCUCAUGAAACAUCAGCGAAUUCACACAGGGGAGAAACCUCAUGAAUGCAAUGACUGUGGAAAAGCCUUUGGACAAAAGUCAGACCUCAUCAUACACCAGCGAAUUCACAGGGGAGAAAUCUCAUAAAUGUAAUGACUGUGGAAAAGUCUUUGGACGAAAGUCAGACCUCAUCAUACACCAGCAAAUUCACACAGGGGAGAAACCUCACAAUGACUGGAAAAGCCUUUGGACAAAAGUAAGACCACAUGAAACAUCAGCAAAUUCACACAGGAGAGAAACCCUAUGAAUUUAAUGACUGUGGAAAAGCCUUUGGUCAUAAAUUAGGCCUCAUGAAACAUCUGCAAAUUCACACAGGGCAGAAACCUCAUGAAUGUAAUGGCUGGAAAAGCCUUUGGACAAAAAACAAGCCUCAUAUCACACCAGAGAAUUCACAGAGGGUAGAAAACUCAUGAUUAUAAUAACUAUGGAAAAGCAUUUAGCCAUAAGUCAACACUCAUUGUGCAUCAGAGAAUUAACACAGUAGAGAAACUUUAUGAAUGCAAUGACUGGAAAAGCCUUUGGACAAAAGUCAAACUUCAUAAUGCACCAGAGAAUGCACACAGUGUUGAAACUUCAGGAGUGUAAUGACUGUGGAAAAACCUUUGGUCUUAAGUUCCAACUCCAAAUGCAUCAGAGAAUUCACAGAGGGAAAUAUCCUUAUAAAUGUAAUUACCUUUUUCUAUAAGCCUUUUUCUAUAAGUUAUACCUCAUAUUAAAACAGAAUUCACACAGGGCAGAAACCUUAUGAAUCCAAUGAGUGUGGGAAAGCCUUUUGUUAUAGAUCAUAGCUCAUAUCACACCAGAAAAUUCACACUGGGGAGAAAUCUCAUGAAUGCAAUAACUAGAAAAGCUCUUGGCAAUAAGUCACAUCUCAGAAUUUAUUAGAAAAUUCACAUGAAGAGGCCAGUGCUGUGGCUCAGUAGGCUAAUCCUCUGCGGCGCCAG